AUGAAAGCUGCAAAAGGCUGGGAAAAUAUUCAUGAAAAUCAAGGCAACCACACAACACCUGCGAUAAUGUGCAAAACUUCAUCAGUAACACAAAAAGCUUUUAACAGCACAUUAUUAACUUUUGCUGAAGGCACACAAAUGAAUGGAGAAGGAAAGUUUUCAUUAAAAGAUUCAAUAAGAAAUUCUUAA
This is a messenger RNA of Clunio marinus, 189 nucleotides long. The record is from the annotation of a GenBank genome assembly. NCBI's taxonomy places the organism in Eukaryota, Metazoa, Arthropoda, Insecta, Diptera, Chironomidae.